AUGGAGAAGUUAUUAGUGUUUACUUGCAUGUCUUCUGAGGCAGCACUUGUAAUGUAUAAAACCGCCAAAAAGCAUAAGCUUUCUCAUCCAAGAUUGCCACUAUGCCAUGAAGAUGAGAGAUCAGCCUUGCUGCAAUUCAAGCAUAGCUUUGACAUCAAGAAGUUUGCUUCUGGCAAUCCUUCUGCUUAUCCAAAGAUCAAGUCAUGGAAGCUUGAUGCAAAUGCUAGCGAUUACUGCUCGUGGGAUGGCGUGGAGUGUGACCAUGAUACCGGUCCUGUGAUUGGUCUCGACCUCAGUAGCAGCUUCCUCUAUGGUUCUAUCAACUCCAACAGCAGCCUCUUCAGUCUUGUUCACCUUCGGAGGCUAAACCUUGCUGACAAUCACUUCAAUUAUUCUCAAAUUCCAACCGGAAUUGGAAAUCUUUCAAGACUAAAGAGUCUCAACCUAUAUAAUUCUUAUUUUUCAGGUCAGAUCCCUUCAGAGAUCUCCUCUCUUUCCCAAUUUACUUUCCUUAAUCUGUCUCGGUACUUUGAACCCGUGCAUGCCACUCAUGUGUAUCUUUUGAAACUUGAAAAACCUAGUUUGAGAGACCUAAUCCAAAACCUAACCAACCUGAAAGUACUAGACCUCAAUGUGGUGAACGUAUCUUCUACAGUGCCAGGUGCUUUAUUGACUACGACCUCUCUGACACAUCUUAAUCUUGGAAAUUGUUUGCUUUACGGUGAAUUCCCAAUGGGCAUUUUUCAUCUACCAAACUUACGGGUUUUACGCGUGUCGGUCAAUGAAAACCUAUUUGGUUACCUUCCAGAAUUUUCGUAUGGUAGUCCAUUUGAGGAAUUGAAGAUUUGGAAAACAAAAUUUUUCCAGAUUGCUUCCAAAUUCCAUUGGGAACCUUCAUUCCUUGAAGGAGUUACAUUUAGGAGAGUCCAAUUUUUAUGGGACACUUCCAAGCUCGCUUGGCAAUCUGGCCCAACUCACGUUUCUGGAUGUUGUCGGAAGCAAUUUUUGGGGACAGGUCCCUUCAUCAAUAGCAAACUUAUCCAAACUCACUGUCUUAGGACUCGGCCAUUAUUUCAUGGUGCCAUUGAGAAUCCUAAAACCAAUUUGAAGUUUCCGAAGUUGCAGAUCAUUGACCUCUCUCACAAUGGUUUCUCUGGUACAUUGCCGUCAGAGUACUUCCAAAACUGA
Messenger RNA from Rhododendron vialii, 1188 nucleotides. RefSeq names its product receptor-like protein 7. The record is from RefSeq and is a predicted model, not a curated record. The transcript is spliced from 4 exons. The coding region runs from base 1 to 1188 and encodes 395 amino acids. Gene Ontology annotation, molecular function: protein binding. Lineage: Eukaryota; Viridiplantae; Streptophyta; Magnoliopsida; Ericales; Ericaceae.